This is a messenger RNA of Oncorhynchus nerka (sockeye salmon), 1866 nucleotides long. RefSeq names its product carbonic anhydrase 14-like. Gene Ontology annotation, biological process: one-carbon metabolic process. Gene Ontology annotation, molecular function: zinc ion binding; carbonate dehydratase activity. Lineage: Eukaryota; Metazoa; Chordata; Actinopteri; Salmoniformes; Salmonidae. Bases 480 to 1616 code for a protein of 378 amino acids. The transcript is spliced from 12 exons. Gene Ontology annotation, cellular component: plasma membrane. The record is from RefSeq and is a predicted model, not a curated record.
CUCCCUCUUUCUCCUCCUCUCGCUCUUUCUUUCUCUGUCUGUCUGUCUGUCUGUCUGUCUGUCUGUCUGUCUGUCUGUCUGUCUGUCUGUCUGUCUGUCUGUCUGUCUGUCUGUCUGUCUGUCUCUCUCUCUCUCUCUCUCUCUCUCUCUCUUUCUCACUCUCUCUCUCUCUGUUUUGUCACUAAGCUUUUCAGUGCCCAACACUGGACUCAUGCCCACUCACUUGUCCACCCGUUGCAUUCUUCCUUUCUUUCUCUCUUGGCUCUCUCUCUCACUCAAUCACUCUUUCCCUCUCCAUCUCUACUUUACUGAGACCUAAACUGCUACUUUGAAUGAUAGAGGGGACCCAGUGUGUAACGCACACACUCUGAGCUAAUUUAGAGAGCUGUAGCAGGUUGGAUCAGGAGCCCCUGUCUCUCUCUCUCUAUCUCUCUGUCUGUCCGCUCAUCUGUGGUUGUGUAUGGGAGAGGAGGGCUAACAUGGACUUGGUGGGUCUCUCUCUGCCUCUAUUACUUGUGUUUUGGCAAUGGACAACUACCACAGGCGCCGCCGUGACGUACUGGACGUACACGGGUUCAGUAGGCCAGUCCAAGUGGGCGGAUUACUUCCCAGACUGUGGUGGUAAGGCCCAGUCUCCGGUUGACAUGGCAACGGUCCAGACCCAGUAUGACCCCAGCCUGAGCCCUCUUACCCCCCUCGGUUAUAGCCAGCACGGCAACAAACCCUUCAGCCUCUACAACAACGGACAUACAGUGGUGGUUCCUCUCCCAGGCUGGAUGGGUUUAGGGGGGCUGCCCUGGCAGUUCACGGCCGUCCAGAUGCACCUGCACUGGGGCAAUGGAGCCCCGGAGGCCGGGGGCAGCGAACACACCAUCAACGGUCAGAGCUCCGCUGCAGAACUGCAUGUGGUGCACUACAACUCAGAUCUGUACCCUAACAUGUCAGUGGCUAUGACCCAGCAGGAUGGACUGGCAGUCCUGGGAGUCCUCAUAGAGACAGGUGAGGAGGCUAACCAGGCCUUUUGGAACAUUCUCAACUACCUGGGUCGCAUCAGACAUGCAGGUGAGACAGCUGGUCAGAGUGUGUCCAUCCCAGCCUUUGAUGUCCAGUCCCUCCUGCCCUCUGACCUGGGGCGGUACUACCGAUACAAUGGCUCUCUCACCACUCCUCCCUGCUUCCAGAGUGUCCUCUGGACCCUCUUCACAGAGACCGUCAAAAUCUCACACACACAGCUGAUGAAGCUGAAGACAGUGCUGUAUGCCAGUAAGGAGGACGCUGACCGCGUCGUCAUGCAGGACAACUACCGUACACCCCAACCACUUAACGACCGGACCAUCCUCUCAUCCUUCCCAUUAGAAUCAGUGAAGGUGUACACUGCCGGAGAGAUCACAGCGAUAGUAAUAGGAGCUCUGUGUGGCUGUGUUGGUGUGGCUGUCAUCAUUCGCUUCAUAGUGAAGACUAUACGCUCCACCUCUAGCUGGGACGUCCUGCCCAGUGUCCGGCCCGCCCCCGUGCCCAGGACUAUGGAGCCAGGGAAGGAGCUGAAACAGGACGUGGCCCUCAACACGACCACUGAACCAGGAAAAAAAGAAGAUCCUGUCCCCCCCCCAGUCUGAGACAUAUCAGAGACCUCCAUGAACAUGUCACACAAUUUGUAAUUGAAGACUGUAUAGUCCGAACAAUGUGAUUAUGAAAUCAGUCCUGCACAUUCCUUGCCAGUGGAAGGCCUGUGUGUGUGUGUGUGUGUGUGUGUGUGUGUGUGUGUGUGUGUGUGUGUGUGUGUGUGUGUGUGUGUGUGUGUGUGUGUGUGUGUGUGUGUGUGUGUGUGUGUUUGUGUGUGUGGGGGGGGCGGGUGUUGCUUGUCUG